Messenger RNA from Stomoxys calcitrans (stable fly), 4621 nucleotides. It is a transcript of the gene Hrs, whose product is annotated as hepatocyte growth factor-regulated tyrosine kinase substrate. The coding region runs from base 2153 to 4279 and encodes 708 amino acids. The transcript has 7 exons. Gene Ontology annotation, molecular function: metal ion binding; phosphatidylinositol binding; ubiquitin binding. The record is from RefSeq and is a predicted model, not a curated record. NCBI's taxonomy places the organism in Eukaryota, Metazoa, Arthropoda, Insecta, Diptera, Muscidae.
UAUGGUGGAAAGCUUCAAAUCAGUUUAUUUCAAGUGACCUUACGGCAUAUAUAAAAGUUUUGUGUGAAACUAGAUUAAUAAAAUCAAUCGAUGAAUACUUUUUUUAAGUAGGGGGUUGCAUUAAAUCUAAAAAAAAUUGACUUUGUUCUUGUUGUGGAAACAGUAUCAAAAGACCAGUACUAACCAGUAUCAGAAGACCUGAGGUGAUGAGGGAAGUCCAAAAUGCAAAUGCAAAUUUGCCCAUGAAUAUUCCAUCAAGGAACCGGGCAAAAAUGAGACCUUAAUUCGUACCUGCAAAUACGAAAUUGCCAAGAACAUUCCAUUAAGGAACACGGGCAAACUUUUCACAUAUUAUUGAGUGCUGCCCGAUUCAAGUUUAAGCUUAAUGAUAAGAGACCUUCUUUUUAUAGCCGAGUCCGAACGGCAAUCCGCAGUUAGGAAUGGAUAACCACCGCUGAAAUUUUUUACUGAUGUUCUCGCCAGUAUUUGAACCCGAGCGUUUAGCGUCAUAGGCGGACAUGCUAACCUCUGCGCUACGUACAUAGAAUACGGAAAAUGACCAAAACCAGACAGAUUUUUUAUAAACUUUUCAAACAAUGAAUCCAGAAUUCUAGAAGAACCGAUCUGAUUUCUUUUAUUUGCUGACUUGUUAGCCAUAUUAGAAUAUAAACCCGACAAGAAACUAUGACAGCUCAAUGUUCCCAACAUCAUUUUUUCGCAACUGCUCGUUAUUUGUUACCAGGUUGUAUUAACCAACAAUCCCAACAAUCCCUUAUACUCGGAGUCCAGCUUGGACCAGUUUGGAGAAAGCAGAUGUGAGACCUCGGACUAUAUCCAGAGGUUAUACACGAAUAAGAGGAACAGGAAAAGUGGAGAACCAGAGCGGGAGAAGAAAACUCAAGCACUUAACUUCGCCUGAGCUUAUCGCACCUUACGUCGAAAUCCCAUCCCAUUCCGUUCGCAAGAUCACCCAGAUCACAGUAGAACCGCCUCUACAGAAAGGAAAGCCUGUGUCCUUGCAGACCCGGACACGAGCAGAGAAACCCCUAAUAAGCCCCAAUUUGAAUUCCAUGCUCAGAAGUAAUCCGAUAGCAACUACAUCGACCACUCCCUAGUCAAUCUCAUGGCAGCCGGUUGUACGUACUGGAUUGAUCCGAUAGUGUCCUUCAUUUGUAAGGGCUGCUACCUCUGUGUGCGUAUAACAUGACGUGCCGUGUGAUGUCAGUCUUAUACAUUCCAAAUUUUGUACAAAAAACUUAGCAGACAUAACCUGUCAUCGGUUUUCAUCAUGACGAUUGGUUUGAUAUUACUCUUCUUUUUCUCAUGUGUUCAAAGUAAAUUUCACUCCGCCUAAUUGAAUUGAAAUACAAGUUUAUGCCAAAAAAGUUACACUUCAAAUAGCUGUGUGCACCAUAUAAACUGGAACUUUAAGGUCCGAUCUGUGUGGUGUGCUUUGCUGUCACGAGAAGUUUAGCUGCGAGAUACUGGGCGCACCCACAGGUUGCGGAUAGUGGAAUGCUCCAUCCGGAGUAGCUGUAACAGCAGUCGCUGGCAAUCAGCGGUAUCGUGCGGAGAGUCUCAGUGAGAGGUCGGGUGGCACCGGCAAAUACUGAGAGCCUAUGAUGCUCGACAGGAUAAGGCGAGUUAUUGGCGCCUUUAAAUAACCAACGGCCACUCUGUUCCUGCGGUGAUCGGUCCUUUGGACCUGAACGAGCUUGCUCACCUACAGGAGCUUGACGAGGAUCAACACCUCCACAUUAAAAUGUAGUUACAACAACAGCAAACUCGGUGGAAGUCCGUCUCUCCCUGUGUUCAAAGCAACGUCAAAGACGUCAAGUCAGGACUUCUAUAAGCAGUCCAAGACUGCUCUCUCAGUCUCUGGAAUGCGUUCUCCCUACCAAAAAAAAUUCGAACUGGUUAGGGUCAACUGAUAUCGUAGCGUGAUCUUCCUGGUCAGCUUCGUUCCCGUCCACCAGUUGAUGACCCGUGACCCAGUGCCUGACAGUUUUUACUAUUGUUCGAAGAAGCUCCUUUCAUCCCGGGAAAGGCGAAAAAACUUCAGCCCGUCAUAAAGGAAGGACUUUUGUGGAAAAUCUUUAACAUACAUCGCAUUGAAUACUUUGUUUUAAACAAUUGAAGAUAAAUUAACAACAUGAGUACAGAUGAAGAGCUAAGCGUAGAAGAUUGUCAAGAGGAGGAUACUAUGACCAUAUUAAAAGCAAAAGGCCACCCAUUUCCAGAGUUGAAGGAGGCCGACGCCAUGUUCACCAUGGACACUGCUCCGAACUGGACGGAUGGCAAGAAAUGUCAUCGUUGUCGCGAUGAGUUCACAUUUACCAAUCGCAAACAUCACUGUCGCAAUUGCGGCCAAGUUUUUUGUGGACAAUGUACAAGUAAAUCAUGUCCUUUGCCCAAAUUUGGCAUUGAGAAGAUUGUUCGUGUUUGUGAUGGUUGCUAUGCUCAAAUUCAACGCCCUACAUCGGCUAAGACUGCUGCACGCUCGGCGGAAAGUGAUUUGCCCGCUGAAUAUCUGAACAGUUCAUUGGCCCAGCAGGUGCAGGUGAGUACAGAUACACCCCCCCGCAAAACGGAACAAGAAUUGAAGGAAGAAGAAGAAUUGCAAUUGGCUUUGGCUUUGAGUCAAUCGGAGGCCGAAAGUAAAAAACAACAGCAGCAACAACAACAGCAGACUACAGCUGCCUAUCGCAUGCAACAACGUUCGCCCAGUCCCGAAGCCCCACCAGCACCUAAAGAGCCCCAGCCCGAAGAAACCAAUCCAGAUUUGGCCAAAUAUUUAAAUCGAAGCUACUGGGAACAACGGAAAGUUAAUGAUUCACCAUUGGCCAGCCCAUCGGCUCCCAGUCCUAUGCCACCAACACCACAACCACAGGCGGGUCAGCAACAGCUACCCUUAAAUGUUAACGAUUUUCGCCCAAAAUCAACGGAUGAGCAGAAGAUCGAUGAAUUUGCCGCCAAUAUGCGUACCCAGGUUGAGAUCUUUGUAAAUCGCAUGAAGUCAAAUUCAAGUCGUGGUCGCAGUAUCGCUAAUGACAGUUCAGUGCAAACACUCUUCAUGACCUUGACCGGUUUGCAUUCACAACAGUUGUCGUUUAUCAAAGAGCUGGACGAUAAACGCAUGUGGUACGAACAAUUACAGGAUAAAUUGGCUCAAAUCAAAGAUUCUCGAGCUGCUCUAGAUGACUUAAGACACGAACACUCAGAAAACCUCAGACGCAUGGCAGAGGAGCAAGAACGCCAACGGCAGAUACAAAUGGCUCAAAAGUUAGAAAUAAUGCGAAAAAAGAAACAGGAAUAUUUGCAAUAUCAGCGCCAGUUGGCAUUGCAUAGACUACAGGAGCAGGAGCGAGAAAUGCAGUUGCGCCAAGAACAGCAGAUGGCCCAAUAUCGCAUGAGUCAAACCACAUUUCCCUUCAUGCAGCCCAUGCCAGGGGCACCGGGAGGUCUUGGUUACAAUCCAUACAACCCCAAUGCCACCACAACGGACACAGGAGCAAUCGGAGGCAUGCCCUCCUACCACUCGCAUACAACAACACAAGCUGAUAUGGCUCAGGUGAUGCCAGGAAUGUACUCGCAUCCAGCAGGUGGCAUGCCGCCAAACGGGCCCCAGAACUUGCCAACCAAUGGCCCUCAGAGUUUGCCACAACCAAGUAAUAUGAUGAUGCAACAACAACCAUCAAUGAAUCAACCUCAAAUGCAAAACCAUUUGCCGCCCGGCAUGAUGCAGCAUCACCAAUCACCCCAUCAUCCGGGAGCGUUGGGCGGAGAACCACAGCAGCCACAACAGUCCCAAUUAACACAGAACCACCAGACUCAGGCCAACAACAAUAUACCCGUGACAAAUAAUCAAGGACCGGUAGGUGUAUCAUCACUACCGCAGCAUCAACCACAGCAGCCACAUCAGCAGCCACAUCUGGCACAUGUUAUGUUGCAGCAACAACAACAUCUUAUGCAUGCCCAUUCGCCUAUACCAAACGUUGGUAAUUUACCACCGACACAAACCACCAUGGCAAAUGUAUCCUCGCCCCAGCUGCAAGUGCACCAACAGCAGCAACAACAACAUCAGGCUCCACUCCAAGCUCAAGCCCAACCCCCACCGCAGCCCAUGCCAUCAAUGCAUUUACCCCAACAACAACAACAGGCUGCUGCAACACAAAUUCAAGCUGUUCAAUCGGCCCCAGCUCCACCUCAACACGAACCCGAACCAAUAGCGCCACCCGUUGAGGAACCAGCGACUGCCGAAUUGAUAUGUUUCGAUUGAGGUGGAAAGCGGCGUAGAGUGAUCCUCUUAAGGACUACAGUUAAGAAAAUGUUUUAGAGAAUGUUUGUUUCGGUCAUAGGCUUCGCAUUCCCUUAUUAAGUCAUAUUAUUAUCAUUACUACAAUUACACAUACGAAUAUGGAUACUAUUACCACUACAACUACUACUGUAUUAUUAUUAUGAUUUAUGAUGAUGAUAACGAUGAUUGCUACCAUUAUGGUCAUUGUUAUAAUUAUUAUUUAUAUUAUUUGAAGAAAGAUUGACGACGAACGUUUUGAAUGGAACUAUAUAGGUUCAAAAACUAAUUGUUUUAUUAAAUAAAAUUUCUAUUAUUAAAAAAUGA